Molecule: messenger RNA, 1319 nt
Organism: Chara braunii
Lineage: Eukaryota; Viridiplantae; Streptophyta; Charophyceae; Charales; Characeae
Source: the annotation of a GenBank genome assembly
GGCGCGGACGGUUUUGGGGGGGGGGAGGCGGAGCGGGGACUGGGCAAAGGCGCUGUUGGGGGGCAUUGUGGCACGUUUCUUACUCCGUGGUCUGUCUACAAUGAGGCCCAGGAAAGGGAGGGGUGACCAGUCGUUUGUCCCUGUCAGUAAGGAGAAAUAGAGGGCAGUGGAGCUGCAAUUUUGCGGGUUCAAAUGAAUCACGUCGUCACGAAGGGGCAAACGCUGUCGAACUCCAAUGUGAAUUUCCUCAUGAUGCAGUGCGAAUUGUGUGGCCAGGGGUUUCAGGGCAGUCAAACGAAGGCAGCUGUACACUUCACCAUCAAGAACAAUUGCCCCAAAGUCUUUAUGGAGCAGCUGGCGGAGAUAUGGAACAAGACGAACUACACCUUCGAUCAGAGCCAUUGCCGGACGAUCCUCGACUUCGUGAAGUCUCGUGCGUAUCGAGAGAACAGAUGUACUUCGGGGAGGGAUCAGGCGGGGGAGGACGAGGAUGAGGACAGCGAGGACGAGCUGAGGGCUGCCGAGGGUCAAGAGGAUGAUGACGACAACGAUAUGCCGACCAUGGGCGUGCGAAGAGAGGAGGAGCGUGCCAGGGGCAAGAUGAGGGGGGAGAAGGUCGUCGACGAGGACAACACUCCAGACGAGGACGACAACGAUCAUGACGCGGACAUUGUAGCCUCUCUUGAUGGGGGGUUCAUGGUCGGUGGCCGUCGAGGCCAAGAGGGGGCAUCCAGAGCGAUGAUGGAGGCAAAGGGAUCGAAGAAGCGAAAGAGGAAGGCAAAAAAUAUUGUCACGAGGACUCCACCGGCACCCUCUCUGCCGAAGAAGAGAAAAAUCCUUCGACAGACUUCCAUGGUUGAGGCCUUCAAUCCGGUCUGGCAACGCGAUUUUUCAAACUACUUCCUGAAGUGGUACUACGUGAGCGGCAUUCCAUUCGAGGCGGCGAGCAGGCCAGAGUACCACAGAAUGAGGAAGCACUUGCUUGAGUGCAAGCCGUAUACGCAUCCUGCGUUGCCCACGCACUGUGUGAUUUUGGGCGACGACAUCCGUGAGCAGCAGCAAGUUAUGACGGACUUGGUGGCCGCCAUCCACAAGGACAUUGGGGCGACGGUGGCGACUAUCCUUACGGAUGGUCGCAAGUCCAUCACCAGUGACCAUAUAGUUAAAUUUCUUGUUGCUGGACCCACAGGAGCGUACCUUUUCAGGACUAUGCAGCGGGAUGGUGCUGUUUAGGAAACAACUGAGGCCGUGGUGGAGCGAUGGAAGGUCGUGUUCGACAAGUUCGGUGUCGAAAAUGUCAACGUCAUUUGCACAGACUC